Molecule: messenger RNA, 1242 nt
Organism: Schistocerca nitens (vagrant locust)
Lineage: Eukaryota; Metazoa; Arthropoda; Insecta; Orthoptera; Acrididae
Product: piggyBac transposable element-derived protein 4-like
Exons: 4
Coding region: 1-1242 (413 amino acids)
Source: RefSeq, a predicted model, not a curated record
AUGCUUGUAAUGUGUUACAAUAGAGUGCCCUCAUUUUCGGACUAUUGGUCACACAAUACUUCAAUGGGAAAUGUUGCUAUAAAAAGAGCAAUUUCGAGAGAUAGGUGCGAAGUGUUACUUUCUAAACUGUACUUCGAAUUUCUUGAGAAACCAGACACAGCUGGUAAGCUUUACUACCUAGAGCCAAUAGUCGCUUAUCUGAAAGACACUUUUCAGAAAGCGAGGUCGAAAAGUACAGUACAAAGCAUUGACGAGUCUUUGGUAAAGUUCAAAGGAAGGUCAGCCUUGAAACAAUACCUUCCUAUGAAGCCAGAGAAGCGUGUGAUAGAUAUGUGGAUGAGGAGUGAUUCUGUAACAGGCUACACAUAUGACUUCAAUACAUAUUGUGGAAAGGAUGCAAAUAAUCUGGAUGGCACAUUGGGUGAGCGUGUAGUUCUGCAGCUCUCAAAAACAAUUAGAGACGUUAAUUUGUUGGUACAUGUAUGGCUAACAGGAAAAAUAUGCCAAAGUCAACAAAGAAACUUGCUCGAGGGGGAAUGUGAGUUCCUUUGCAAUUCGUCUGGUACGUUGUGGUGUAAAUGGCAGGACACCAAAGAAGUAAUGUUGGUCACUAACUGUCAUUCUAAUGAUGUAUGUACAGUGAACAGAAAAGCAAAAGAUGGGUCUAAAUUGGUUGUAGACUGUCCAGUGGCACUGAAAUCUUUUAACGACUAUAUGGGUGGCGUGGACUUGGCUGAGCAGAUGAGUGCACUGUAUGAUUUGGCCAGAAAAUCUGAUAAAUGGUGGAAGAAAGCGUUCUACAAACUGUUGCUAACUAGUGUUGUAAAUGCCUGGAUUUUACAAAAUGAAAUUCAACACAAGACAGUGCCACUAAAACAUUUUCUAGUCAACCUAGCAGAGCAGAUGAUUGCCAAGGGACAAAAGACUGCCAAGGUACAGGAGAAAUCCUCAACUGGGCGCCCUUCUAAGAGAGCAAGAGUUAUGCAGAAUGUAGGGCUACACCUCCCUGAAGAAGGACCUACAAGAAGAAGUGACCGUUAUUGCUGUUGGGUAUUGGUGGGACAACGUUUGUCCCACUCAGUAACCCUAGUGGGACACCCGUGUUCCACUCAAUAUGACUACUGGGACACCAGUGUCCCAGGGCCUAAUUGCAGGAAAAGAAAAGAAAAUGAAUUGUCUCACACUAGGUUACUGUUUACAUUUUAUAUACGGAAAGCUACAUUACGGUCAUAUACAAAAUAA